AAGCCUUAGACCAAUACAAUAAGACUCACUUUGUGUCUUCAAGCUACAGUUGUUUCGCUUCUUUAUGCAAAACUUUGUUCUUUCACUCAGAGAAGGACCUCUUUAUUUUUUUUUCUCUUGGCUCUUUAUGCUCUGUCUCUCUCUCUCCCUCUCAGGUAGACAUUACAAAUUUGGAUCUUCAGAAGACAAGGGAAAAGAAUGGCAUCGCUUACUCCUGGAGUCCUACUAAAGCUUCUUCAGAGUAUAAAUUCCAAUGUAAAAGUUCGUGGAGAAUAUCGAUCCGUUCUACUGCAAGUGAUUAGCAUUGUGCCUGCCUUAACUGGGUCUGACUUGUGGCCUAAUCAAGGCUUCUUCAUAAAAGUCUCUGACUCGUCUCAUUCGACAUAUGUCUCACUAUCAAGAGAAGACAAUGAGCUCAUCUUGAACAACAAGUUGCAACUUGGGCAGUUUUUAUAUGUUGAUAGGGUGGAAGCUGGAAGACCAGUUCCUAUUCUUGUUGGAGUGAGACCGGUCCCAGGACGCCACCCUUUUGUGGGGAAUCCAAAGGAUUUGAUGCAAAUGUUAGAGCCAUCAGAGGGUCCAGUCCAAUCUGACAAUGAAGGAACAAAUGGCACAAAAUUGAAUGAGUUAUUGGAAGUGAAGGAGGAAAUCUCAAGGCAGAAAAUUGUAAUCAAAGAGGAAAAGGCAGCUGUUGCAUCCAGGUACAUGCAGGGUGUUUUGACACCAAAUAAUGCUAAGGCAAGUGUGGCAGAAUCAAAUGAAAGUGGGAAGAGCAAUGAGAAUGAGAAUGUUGGAGCAAGUAAGAAGAUUGGAUUAGUGAAAGGAAAGCAGCAAGAGCUGAAAGGUCAGACACGCUCAAUGACUCCUUCCCGAAAUCGAUCUGAUGCACUUUCAUCAAAGCCAGACGUAGCUGUAUCUGACAACAAGGAGACUGCAGUGCCUUCGAAGAGCACUCCUGCAAAACGUACUUCAAGUAAACAGGAAAACAUGAACUUUAAUUUUUUAUCAAACAAUAAAGACAAAAACCAAUCAGCUGAGGCAAUUUUAUGGGCUUCUCUACCUGCUAAACUUUCGAAGCCAGGGAAGGGAAUGCUUAGAAGGAGAAAUUUAGCUUCUUUGGUUGCAGCAGAAGCUCAAAAGGAGGCAUCCACAGCUGCAACUCUUGUCAAGUGCCUCAAUAUGUUUGCUGAUCUCUGCGCAUAUUCCUCACCAGAGAACCCCCACCUAUAUCUCACCAAGUUCUUCACACUAUACCAGCUCAUUGAACAACCAAAUGUAGCAGAUCCAUUAAAGAAUAAAUCACUUCAGUUAUUGACUCACCAAUCUGCUCCAAACACAGACAAAACUAGCAAAAAGGCUGGUCUUAUUCACGGUAAAAGUAUGUUAAAGUCUCCAAAGCUCCCUAUUGAGUUAAGUGGGACUGAGAAAUCAGAAUGGGCUAAAGGGGAUGGUGCAAAAGAGAUCAAAGAACUUAGAGAGGUUCUCUUAAAUGAAACAAGAUCUUGGUUUUUGAAAUUUUUGGAGGGAGCAUUGGAUAUUGGAUUUCGUGUAGUUACCCAAGAGAAGAAAGGUAAGGACAGUGCAGGACGGCGAAUGGAGCCAGACAACCAUAUUGCUGUCACAUUGUCACAGCUUAAGCAUGCAAAUGAGUGGUUGGAUAAACUGACAAGCAAAUUGAGCUCAGAAAAUGAUGGAUUAGCAGAGACAGUUGAGCGGUUGAAGCAGAAAGUUUAUUCUUGUUUGCUUGCUCAUGUAGAGUCUGCUGCAUCAGCUCUGGAGAAUCGUAGUUGAUUGAUCAACAAAGGAUGGUUUUAAAAACUUUGUUUGUCUUAUGAUGUUUGAAAAUAACUUAUGGUUAAGGUGACGUGGAUUGCUAACUACAGAUGAUAGGAGCGGAACAAUGUUCUUGAGGUGUUGGCCAAACAGGUUUGUAUUGCAAAUUAUUUAUUAGUUUAGUUGUGUAUGAAAAUAAUUAAGGCCACCAAAGGUCCAUAUUAAUGUAAAUGGUGUGUGUGUGUGUGUGUGUUAUUUCCUCCUUAAUGGAUCCUCUACCUAAUUUAAAGAAUAAAUAGAACGAUAUGUCAAGAAUAUGUAGGACAAAUGAUUAUGUAUGAAGAUGAAACAUUGUGAUA
Molecule: messenger RNA, 2132 nt
Organism: Quercus lobata
Lineage: Eukaryota; Viridiplantae; Streptophyta; Magnoliopsida; Fagales; Fagaceae
Exons: 5
Coding region: 199-1791 (530 amino acids)
Source: RefSeq, a predicted model, not a curated record